AUGGAGUUGUUUAUGAUCCAGGUCGGCUGUUUGGUGGCACUGAUGUUGCUGCCAACUUUGUGUGGACUGUUCCCGGUUACAGCCCGAAUCAGGCUGGCGGCAGCAACAUCAAGUCAGCAAUUCUUGCUGAGCCUAUGCAGUUCCUUCGCUGGAGGGGUUUUUCUUGCUGCAUGUCUAUUAGAUGUCCUACCAGAUUACUUUUUUCAUAUCAAUGAAGAGCUGGAAAAACUACAAAUUCAGACGAACUUUCCAAUUCCAGAGUUUGUCAUAGCAGUUGGAUUCUUCCUGGUUCUCAGCAUCGAACGAAUAAUUCUGCAGUGCCAUAAUGACCAUUUUCAUGAGACCACUGCCAUUCUUCCAACAACAUUCCUUUGCAAUGAUGACAUCAGCCACCAUGUACAGAUAAACAGCAACAGUGUAGAAACAACAGAUCAUCAUGUUCACCUUGUUAAUGCCCAUCCUGCUUUUCGUUCUUUCAUCCUUUUCCUUUCUCUGUCCUUACACUCUAUAUUUGAAGGAUUGCCCAUUGGUCUACAACAGUCAGAGUCAAAGGUUUUUCAGAUUUUUGCUGCCAUUUUAAUUCAUAAAAGUUUAAUUGUUUUCAGCUUGUCUCUGAAACUUGUACAGAACAAUAUGCCACAAGGCCGUGUGGUACUGUAUGUUAUAAUAUUUGCAGUAAUGUCUCCUUUGGGAAUUGUGAUUGGCAUUAUAAUCACACAAAUGAAAUCAACCUACAGUGAUAUGGCACAGAGUCUCCUUGAAGGAAUCACUACAGGGACGUUUGUUUAUGUUACCUUUUUAGAGAUUUUACCUCACGAACUAAAUUCCACUGAUAAGCAACUGUUGAAGCUCCUGGGCAUUAUAUUUGGUUUCUCUACAAUAACCAUGUUGUCCUUUAUACUUUAG
Molecule: messenger RNA, 906 nt
Organism: Hemiscyllium ocellatum (epaulette shark)
Lineage: Eukaryota; Metazoa; Chordata; Chondrichthyes; Orectolobiformes; Hemiscylliidae
Product: zinc transporter ZIP1-like
Exons: 3
Coding region: 1-906 (301 amino acids)
Biological process (GO): zinc ion transmembrane transport
Cellular component (GO): plasma membrane
Molecular function (GO): zinc ion transmembrane transporter activity
Source: RefSeq, a predicted model, not a curated record